AUGGGAGGCUUCCGAAUGGCCACAAGGCCUCUGUCCGGAUCAUGGCUACCUCGGUAUCACUGCACCCGUGACACGGUCAGAACCCUCUCGGCCUGUCCACGGCGCGGUGCAGUUGAUGGUCGACCGCGUCCAUCCAGCCGGGAGGAUGCACUGCCGAGUUGGUCCCGGGAAGGUGCAUUAUCACCUCGACACCAAACGACGGGCCAAAACUGGUCUGGCCACAGAAAUACCAAGAGAUACGUGACCAGCCAGGCACCUGGUGAAAAUUACGUUAGUAUUCCAAACACCGGUCCCGGUGCCUGGCAUCCAGUACUUCUUCGCGACGCAUGCCCUUGCCCCCAGUGCAUAGACACCUCAACGACACAGAAAAAUUUCAAUACCACCCACAUCCCAGAGACCAUCAGAGCAAAGUCCGUUGAGCCACAAGACGAUGGAGACGUGAAGGUCACAUGGGAGAACGAUAUCCCGGGUUAUGGCCCAGAUCAUGUCUCAAUUUAUCCAGCUCAGUUGCUGAGACGAAUGGAGAAAAUGAGGCUCAGGUACCGCGACCGAUCGGAGCUCGCGGGACUGCGGUUAUGGGACAGGAAACGGAUCCGCGAAGAGCUCCAGUACAUUGAUUAUGAAGAAUAUAUGAAGAGCGAUAGAAUGCUUUUCAAUGCAAUCUCUUUGCUGCAAUGCUAUGGAAUUUUGCUUCUUCGUCGGGUUCCAAAAUCAGAGGAGUCAGUGGAAGCAAUUGCUGGCCGCAUUGGCAAAAUUCGAGAUACCUUCUACGGGCGAACAUGGGAUGUCAAAUCCGUCCCCAAAGCCAAGAAUGUCGCAUAUACCCACCAGUUUCUAGGCCUUCACAUGGAUCUCCUGUACAUGCAAAAUCCGCCUGGGCUCCAGCUCCUACAUUGCCUCGAGAAUACCUGCCAGGGUGGUCAAUCCAUUUUCAGUGAUUCAUUCUACGCUGUUCGCCAACUCGAGCAUGAUGACUUGGAAACUCUUAGAAAACGCAGACUGGCGUAUCACUAUCGUAACGGAGACCAGCAUUAUUAUCAUGAGCGGCCCGUACUCGAGAUGAGCCCAUUUUUCUACGAGAGGGACGGGGCCCUCCACCGCAGUCCCAUGUUCAUCAACUACUCGCCACCUUUCCAAGCAAACAUCCCCUUGGAUAAAGCACACCAAGAUAGGUUUCCCGACUUGGUGACAGCACUCCGCAAUUUUGCGAGCGAGGUCGAGUCACCCAUGAACAUGUACGAGUACAGCCUACAAGAAGGCGAAUGCGUGAUCUUCAAUAACCGGCGAGUGCUGCACGGUCGGAGGGAAUUCGACACUGGGCAGGGGCAUCGGUGGCUGAAGGGCACGUAUGUGGACACAGAUGUGUUCAAGAGUAGAUACAGGGUCUUGCAAAAACAGAUCAAGUACAAGAAUCCUCAGAGUGCCGGGGAGCUCCAGGAGCUUCACAAAGCCAGGGUGGAGAAAGCAAAAUCCGAAGGGCCUUUUGGUGUUCCUGAUAUCAGGCUCGAAAGCUUGCCAAAGCACUUUGUGCACAAGGAAGAUCGCCGCAAGGCGAUAGCGAGUGUACAUAUUUCUCGAGCCCGAGAAUUUGAGGCCGAGAUGUUUGGCACGGUGGUGAACCGCAAGGCCGUUCAAGAGGAUGACGGGGAAGAGGCUUUGGAGGAAUCUGCACACUAG
Messenger RNA from Drepanopeziza brunnea f. sp. 'multigermtubi' MB_m1, 1677 nucleotides. RefSeq lists its product as uncharacterized. Gene Ontology annotation, cellular component: mitochondrion. The record is from RefSeq and is a predicted model, not a curated record. Lineage: Eukaryota; Fungi; Ascomycota; Leotiomycetes; Helotiales; Drepanopezizaceae. Gene Ontology annotation, molecular function: oxidoreductase activity. Gene Ontology annotation, biological process: carnitine biosynthetic process.